This is a messenger RNA of Dalotia coriaria, 4199 nucleotides long. RefSeq lists its product as uncharacterized. Bases 480 to 3749 code for a protein of 1089 amino acids. Gene Ontology annotation, molecular function: DNA binding; protein binding. Lineage: Eukaryota; Metazoa; Arthropoda; Insecta; Coleoptera; Staphylinidae. The transcript has 6 exons. The record is from RefSeq and is a predicted model, not a curated record.
AAAACUUUAAAACUAAAGCUUUACGAUUGCGACGACAUCUGUGUGUGAUAGCUUUGAACUAAAGUUGUGCAACUUGAAAACUUGUCUACUAGAUGGAGCAGUAGUGCAUGCAAAAUGCAAGCGAGGGUACACGAUCGUAAGUUGAUGCACCCAAUGCGCCCCCUAACGAGAACGCCGCUUAUUGCGUGAAGUGUCGUUCAUCUUGCGAGUGCCUGUUGUUUCGUUUCGAAUUUGAUUGUCUAACAAACGACGUAGCAACGGGAAAUAAUCCAAUUGGCAGUGCUAGUUGGUGUGUAAAAGUAGUCGUAACUGCAAGUGCUAGUCGAAGUCGCGCUAACGUUACCCUUCCGUUGCAACCGUAUCUUGAAGGUUAAGCAACGCGGCGGAUGCAUCUAAUGACGCACAACGAUGCAUCGAGUUUGCUAUCGUUUCUAAUGUUUUCCAAUUAAAUAAACCUUGUCUGCGAGGCCUAAAUCAAUAUGGAGAGCACGAAGGCAACGCCGCGAGUAACCCGCACCAGAGGUAAAGCAACAUUGGCCGAGGAUACUCCGGCUGCUAAUACCGACGCAGAAAUGGCGCCAAAUCUAAACGGUAACAAAGAUGGUGGAGUUGAUACAGAAAAUGCUACUACUGUGCCAGUUAAAGAAGCAGAGGCGGCGAAAGAAAGCGGCCGCGUUACGCGCAAACGUAAACUUACGGAAGUAAAGACUGAUGAGGAGGUUAUCAAGGAGGCAAAAGAGAGUGCUGUUGAUAAUAAAGCAGACACCAAGGAGGACUCGACAAAUAAUGAUGAAGCAGUGACUCCAGAAGAAAGCAACAACACAAAUCAAGCAGAAGAGGUACCUGUUGCUAUGGAUACAAUUGAGCCAAGCAAACCUGCAGGUAAUAUAUCUAAAGUCAUCACGCCCGUUGUAGAGCAGCCAGUAGUUGAAUCAAUGAGCAAUGAUUUUAUAUCCAUAAGUACGGGGAGUGAAACUUAUGGCAAGGGGAAGCGAGCACGGGUACCCAACAAACGUUAUAGCGAUAUUAUACGACCAAUUACACGUACACCCAAAUCCGAAGGUGCUUCUCGAGGGAGUCGAACACAUGAAAGUCCGGGGGCAAAGAAUGGGGAAUUUCCCGAAGACGAUUUAGGAGAAAUAUUACGGGAAGAGUCUGAAUUUGAGGCUAAGGGUGGAUUGUCGCCCGUAGCAAAAAAAGGUGUCAAAAAGACAAAGCCUGUGUCGAUGUCAAAUCCCAACUAUCUAAAACCGUUCAAAUAUGGCUGGAAGCGUGAGCUUGUUUUCCGGACAACGUUCACAGACGGUUGUCGGAACAGGGACGUCUACUAUUACAACGCGGCUGGGAAAAAAUUUCGGUCCAUGCGUGAAAUUACGGAUAAUUUGCAUAACAACCGUGAAUUAUCGCAGGAAAAUUUUACUUUUUGCAAGGAAACGCUAGGUUUGGAUGAUACUGAUAAGGAAAUUGUUCGGUUUGCGAAACAAGGUAACACAACGCCGCUUCAGAUUAAUCGUAAAAUGACGUCGAAAUUAAUUAAGCCGAAAAAGGGAUCGAAAGCUGAUUCACCGCCUGCGGCAUCACCUACAAAGGGCAAAUCUGCGAAAUCUGCUUCUUUUAAGGUUAAAGCACCCGUUAAACCGGCGAUAAAAAAGACGAAAAAGGAAGCUGAAGUUGAAGCUCCAGUUUGGAACUUUAACAAGAAAAAGAUCAAUGUGGAUAGGAAACCGUGCCAACCGUGUUCUAUUCGGUGCGAUGGUAUGCAGGGACUCGUUCCUUGUCUGCAGUGUCGCAUUUGCCUAUGUCUCUAUCACAAUGAAUGCGUCGGAAUUGCUCCGCAGGUCAAUGUCCAAGCCUAUGUGUGCAAGAAAUGUCAACUGGAACAAGAACCGAGCGACGGGAACAGCGGAACUAGUUUGUCAACAGAAACCAAUCUCCCACAACCGAAUACUCCUUUCACUCCUGCUCUUGCAAAUACUGAUAAUACAAGCGCUCCCGAAAGGCAGAACGCGGAUUUAUCGCCGAAUUCGAAAUUGAAAUUGAACAAUAAUAAUACUGAGCAGAAGAGUUUGGUCGGUUCGCUCACUACGUGGUUUCCUCAAAGUUCGACUAUACAAGUCAGUAAUAAUGAAUCGGAUUCACUUGCAAAUAUACCGCGCAGACCUCAGCUGGUUGAAUACAUUGGAAAUAAGAAAUACGUAGUUGUACCGAGGCACAAUAUUCUCUCAGUUCGAUCGCCUGCGCAGGCCGAUGUUGCAAGCACUGCGAUAUUUAAACAACGCGAAACAAAUGUAGUUUCUGAUUGUCCGCAAAGUCCAACCGAAAGUUCUGCUUGCAACCCAUCUAAGGCAGAAACCCCGGAUCGAGGAGAGUGUAAGCAGGAGGCCUUCACGCCAUCGACCGCAGAAGACGAGAAACCUGCAGAACCCGUCAAAACAUCUAAGCCUUCUCCGCGUUCACAAGAAGGAUCCGUAGCGAGAUCAGGCCCUCCAAACUUUAUGAAUACAUAUAUGCAAAAUCUGCAGUAUGGUUAUACAACACUUUUUGGUGUGUUUCAGUACUUAAAAGUGCAGGAUUUAUUGCGUGCCGGCUGCGUGUGUACAAUGUGGCGGGACAUGUCUCGUUAUCCAGCGUUAUGGCGUACGGUGCGAAUGAAAAAUUCACAAAUUCAUAGCUUUGACGGUAUGGCAAACGCCUUGCGCCAACAUGGCACUGUACAUCUUGAUUUGAGAAAGAUGUUGUUGCCUUCAAAUGCCACUGAUGAUGAUAUUUGGCCUUCAUUCACAAACGCAAUUAAGAAAGUGGAAAGUUUGAGGCGUAUUGAGUUAUGUCGUUGCUUAGCUUCGGUUGUUGAAGACCUAGCUCGUAACAAUCACAAUCUUGAAGUUAUUAAUGCAGUCACAAUCAAAUGCGAAGGCAUGACUUUUGAACCGUUCGAGAAUCUGACCAAUUUGGUCGAUUUAAGAUUGAAGUCAAUGGCUGGUUUAACAUUGUCAUCGGAUCUCUCCGCACUACAAGCACUUACGAAGCUGAAGCACCUGUCGAUCACAUCUAUCAAGGAUCUCAACAAGUUAAAUAUUGAAGUAAUUGCCGAUUUGGUAAAUCUGGAAGUUUUAGAUUUAGGUGAAUGCACAGAUUUCCCCAAACAUUUUGGUACUGAUAUUCUUAGUAAACUAACAAAGCUCGAAAAAUUACGGCUGGAAAAGGGUCAAGGGGAUUGUCACACAUUCGAAAUUCUUGAGGCAGUAAAAGAAUUACCUGGACUGCAGCAGCUCGAAUUGGUCAAUUUCGAUAUAAAGGCCGGUUUUGAUAAGACGUUGGGUGCAUGUUUUAAUAUUAAGAAGUUAUUGAUCAUACCUACGUAUAUAUCGCAAUCUGCGACCACUAACCACAUGGUUCUUGGUGGCGUUUUGCGCUUACAGAAAACACUGUCUCAUUUCGUUUGGGGUGUGACUUUGGAGUUGUUAAGGGUUACGCAGUUAUUUGUAAGUCAGCAGAGCAGCGAGCAGCCAGAUAAAAAGGAAUCAAAUGAAACCAACAGCGAGAGUAUUCCAGUGCUCAAACCCGUGCCUUUGCACGGCAUUCCGCAGGCCGAGGCCGCGUCACCUUCAGACACGCCACAAGUGGAAAUCUUGCCCUUGUCGAAUUUGAAAAACCUGCUGCUACAGAAUUUGCCCACAACCCGAGUGAAGAUUGUUAAGAUACCUUUCCAUUCAACAUGGAGGCAAAGUAUAACGGACAGUGUGAAUUAAAUCACGUAGGCGGUCAACGUGUGAACUAUGUUAUGCAUAGAUUAAUUUAAUAUUACAGAUAAGCAAAAUCAUUAUUAAAUAUUCUGCAUUGAUGGUAAUUAUUAGUUACAUUACAUACAUGUUAUGCUACUUAUGCUAAGUUUCAUUUAUAAUUAAUUCGCUGCGAAAAGAAAAAUACUUUGAAAUCAUUUCUAUAGUGCUGUUUUGUACAGUGUAUGUUAGUUUCCCGAAGUUUAAAUGAUUAUUGAAUAUUUUUAAAGUGGAGUCUGCUGUAGAAAAUUUAAUCGUGUUUUAUAAAAUUUGGGAUUCUUGUCGUUAAAAUGGAAGACAGUAAAAUAGAACUUUGAGAAAUACCUUCAUGUAGAAGAAUCUGAUCUUCUUUUAUACAAUUUGACUAAAGAUGUAAAUUAUUAGUAAUUUGCAAAUAUAUCAAUAAAUAUUUUAUGAUUA